This is a messenger RNA of Perca fluviatilis (European perch), 430 nucleotides long. It is a transcript of the gene selenok, whose product is annotated as selenoprotein K. Gene Ontology annotation, cellular component: Golgi apparatus; endoplasmic reticulum membrane. The record is from RefSeq and is a predicted model, not a curated record. Gene Ontology annotation, biological process: endoplasmic reticulum calcium ion homeostasis; calcium ion transport. Lineage: Eukaryota; Metazoa; Chordata; Actinopteri; Perciformes; Percidae.
GGUGGCGGUAAUGUUGUUUUGCCAACCGCCAAUAAACCACGAAGAAGAAGAAGAAGAAGAAGAAGAAGAACGACACAACGGACACAACCGACACGGAAGUGCGCGUUGUAAACACAGCUGUGAAUCUUUGGCUGUUGACGUUACUUUCACAAAGAUGGUGUACGUGUCCAACGGUCAGGUCCUGGACAGCAGGUCCCAGUCACCAUGGCGACUGUCCUUACUAGUCGAUCUCUUCUGGGGGGCAGUGGAAUUCAUCGGCCUGUUUUUUAAAUCAAUUAUUCACCCCGACUUGACAAAGGAUGGAAACUAUGGUUCGUCACGCUUUACUGAUGGCAGAGGUCCUCCAGGUCCCCCUGGUGGCAGACGACGGAUGGGAAGAGUAAACCACGGUGCAGGUCCCAGCGCUCCACCGAUGGGUGGAGGAGGAUGA